CACCCCUGCUUUCUCUCGUACUCCCCUCUUCCCCCUUGAACGUCUCGUCUAGCAAACGAUCUCCUCUUCCCAAUUCUUUCUCAAUUCGUUUCCUUUUUCAUCCUUUUUGUUUCUUCUCUUCUCUUCUUAUUUCAAAGGUGAUCGCCUCGAUUGCCUUGGAUCUACGGAGAGCCUAGAGUUUUCUUCUUCCUCACACUUUUGAGUCUUUGCACAGCUCGUCCUCUCUUUAUCGACGUCCGGCUUCCAGUUGUCUUCAACUUUCCGCCCGACGCCUUUUUCUUUGCCCCUUCGCUUCUCUCGCCCAACCAACUCCUGGUGGCGCCUCCUUUUGUUCGAUCCAAUAUCUCUUACGACCGCUUCUCGAUCUACCACCUUUUAAUCGAACACCAUGGCUGCCGAGAAGGCUGUUGCCUCCGGCGCCAACCCUGGCGACGGUGCCCGCAAGCGCGCCGUCGGCCAGGCGCAAAAUGGCUCUGAUGUCCAGCCUGCCCAGCCUGCCCAGCCCGAGGACGAUAAGAAGCUUGCCAAGAAGCAAGAAUCUCCUUUCGAUCUCUUCGACAAGUUCGAGCCCAUCAUCGCGCCAAUCCUCUUCACUGCGCUUGCCUUCUUCACUCGAUUGUACAAGAUCGGCAUCAGCAAUAUCGUCACUUGGGACGAGGCUCACUUUGGCAAGUUCGGCAGCUACUACAUCAAGCACGAAUACUACUUCGACGUGCACCCCCCUCUCGGCAAAAUGCUAGUCGGCCUCUCUGGAGUCAUGGCUGGUUACAACGGCUCCUUUGAAUUCAAGUCCGGCGAGCAGUACCCUGAGGAGGUCAACUAUACCUUCAUGCGCGCCUUCAACGCCUUCUUCGGCAUCGUCUGCAUUCCCCUCGCCUACUACACCGCCAAGGAGCUUAAGCUCAAGAAGGCUGCUGUCUGGCUCGUCACCCUUAUGGUUCUCUGCGAAAACUCCUACACUACCAUUAGCCGUUUCAUCUUGCUCGACUCCAUGCUGCUUUGCGGAACAGUCGCUACCGUCUUCUGCUGGGCCAAGUUCCACAACCAGCGCCACAACAGCUUCGAGCCCGAGUGGUUCCUUUGGUUGUUCCUGACCGGUAUCAGCAUUGGCUGUGUCUGCAGUGUCAAGCUUGUCGGUCUCUUCGUUACUGCCCUCGUUGGUCUCUACACCAUUGAGGACCUCUGGGCCAAGUUUGGCAACGUCAAGAUGCCUGUUACUACUCUUGGUGCUCAUGUUCUCACCCGUGUCGUCGGUCUCAUCAUCGUUCCUUUCCUGAUCUACAUGCUCUCCUUCGCUCUCCACUUUGCGAUCCUCGACCGCACUGGCCCUGGUGAUGCUCAGAUGAGCUCCCUUUUCCAGGCUAACCUCAAGGGUACUGAAGUCGGCAAGGACAGCCCUCUCGAGAUUGCCAUCGGUUCCAAGGCUACCAUCAAGAACAUGGGAUACGGCGGUGGUCUUCUCCACUCACACGUCCAGACCUACCCCGAGGGCUCUCAGCAGCAGCAGAUUACUUGCUACCACCACAAGGACACCAACAACGACUGGUUCUUCUACCCCAACCGUAACGAAGCCGACUACGACCCCGAGUCUCCCGAUCUUCGCUUCAUUGGCGACGGCUCCACCAUCCGUCUUCUCCACGCCCAGACCGGCCGCAACCUGCACACCCACGACAUCGCCGCCCCCAUGACCAAGACCGACAAGGAAGUUUCUUGCUACGGCAAUGUUACCGUUGGCGAUGAGAAGGACCACUGGCAGGUUGAGGUUGUUCGCGACGCCGCUUCUCGUGACCGCAGCAAGAUCCGCACCUUGACCACCGCUUUCCGUCUCAAGAACCCCGUCCUUGGCUGCUACUUGAAAGCUACCAACAAGAACCUGCCUCAGUGGGGUUUCAAGCAGAUUGAAGUUUCUUGCACCAAGGAGAACAACCCCCGCGAUGCCUACACCCACUGGAACGUCGAGGCUCACUGGAACGAGAAGCUACCUCCCUCCGACCCUGGCGUGUACAAGUCCCCCUUCUUCCACGACUUCAUCCACCUCAACGUUGCCAUGAUGACCUCCAACAACGCUCUGGUUCCUGACCCCGACAAGCAGGAUGAUCUCGCCUCCAAGUGGUGGCAGUGGCCCUUCCUCCACGUCGGUCUCCGCAUGUGUGGCUGGGACGACAAGAUUGUCAAGUACUUCCUCCUCGGUAACCCCAUUGUCUACUGGGGUUCUACCGCUGCUCUCGGUGUUGUCGGCCUGGUUGUCGUCUGGUACAUCCUCCGCUGGCAGCGUGGCUUCAACGACCUGAACGAGAAGGAAGUUGACCAGAUUCACUACGCUGGUAUCUACCCCGUUAUUGGCUGGUUCCUGCACUACCUGCCUUUCGUCAUCAUGGCUCGUGUCACCUACGUUCACCACUACUACCCGGCUCUCUACUUUGCCAUCCUGGCCUUUGGAUUCCUUGUCGACUGGUUCCUCCGCAACCGCAACGCUUCUAUCCAGAGCGCCAUCUACGGCUUCCUGUACACUGUGAUUAUCGGCCUUUACAUCUGGUUCAUCCCCAUCUGCUGGGGUAUGACCGGCCCCAACAGGGAGUACAGCUACAUGAAGUGGUUUGACAACUGGAAGAUGACCGAUUAAACGGCUCUCCUACGAAGCAAUUGGAGAUCAGCUACACUUGUCGUUGCCCUCUGAUUACCUCGGAAAUCCCUGAUCUUUUUAACGCACCCGAUCAAAUGGAAAGAAAGAAUCUAGCCGAGCAAAUUUGUAAUUUGUGGAAUUAGUUUUUAUGAGCUGGGACAAGGGUGGGAUAUUGCGAAUGUAUAAUCAACAAAUAAAAGGGGUUCCCGUUAGACGCUGUUCCUAGACAGGGCAGCAAUUGGGAAGAGUUGCUUAGUUGUAAUGCAAAUAUGAAUUUUCUUUGGAAAUGCUACAUGAAUACUUUUGGGUAGAGUGAAUGACCAAGCAAAGCUCGUGUGUGUAAUGGUGCAUUAUUAGCGUGCCAUGGUAUUAAAGUAUUAUACAAAAAAAGGAGGUAGUGCUGAGCAGAGCUUUGACUAUGGCCAAAAGUUCUUUUACCAGCAGCUGAUACAUGGGUUGGCGAGGAACACGGGGUGGGUGCAGUUCGUAAGUUCAUUAUACAGAGCCGUUCCGUCGAGGGCAUCGAGGUAUUAAAUAGGGUAUCUCUUUAGCAGCAUCCGCCGGUGAUAGCCUUGGAUGCUUCAGCAGCUAACCGGACCUGACGAUUGCCACCGGCGCUAGGACCUUUGACGCCAGACCGUCUGUCGUUGAGAUCGUACUUGCCGGCCUGAAUAUUCUGGUAUAUUCUAUCGGCGACACGCAUAAAGGCCAUUUCGACGUUUUCGCCGCUCUUGGCGCUAGUCUCGACGUACUCCAUGACUCCGUUGCGCUUCGCCCACUCCUCUGCUUCCUGCCUUGUCACCUCGCGCUUGUUAUUUGCCUGCUGGGUCAAGUCGGCCUUGUUGCCCACGAGGAUGACGACAAUGUCCGGCUCCGCGAUCUGGCGCAGGUCGUUGAGCCAAUCGGUAACAUGCUCAAAGGUCUGUUUGCGAGAGAGAUCGAAUACGAGCAGCGCUCCGCUAGCGCCGCGGAAGUACGAUCUUGUCACCGACUUGUAGGUUUCUUGGCCCGCCGUGUCCCAGAGGCUGAGCUUCAUGUGCUUCUGCGGCGUUUUGCUCGUAUCGCGGGGCGGUUCCGGCAAGCCCUGCGACAGCGUAUCGGAGUCUGCGUCAUCGGUUGUCGUUAUUGAUUUCGGAGCAGGAGCCGGUUUCGAAUGGGGAGGGCCGACGGGGACGAUGCGGGAACCGAAUUCGACUCCAAUGGUGACGUCGUGAUGGGGAGAGAAGCGCCCCUCGCACAGGCGGAUGGUGAGACUGGACUUGCCGCAGCCCGAGUCGCCUAUGCAUACAAGUUUGGCGAUGAAAUCCCACGGCGUCGAAGACAUGGCUGGAUGGGCUGUGAAUUGGAUGGGGUGGCGGCGGUUGGGAGAGAUGGAUGGUGAAGAUUGAAGGAAGCUCUCUGCACGUGCGAGCUUGGGGGUGUAGCUACUAGCCUGGGGUAGCUAGACAGGCGGGGAGCGUAAAGGGAGACGGGCGUGAGAUUGGGCGGUAGGGAAUCGGUGUAGGUCGGAGGAGCAGGUGGCUGGUGUUUUUAGCUUCUGUCGAGGAUGGAUGAAUGGGAUGGCAGACGGAUGUCCGGUUGAGAUGCGGCUAGCGAGUUGUUGGGAGAAAAUGGGAUACCGGAGGUGGAAGCUGCCGCUAGCCGAAGCUGCC
Messenger RNA from [Torrubiella] hemipterigena, 4275 nucleotides. Lineage: Eukaryota; Fungi; Ascomycota; Sordariomycetes; Hypocreales; Clavicipitaceae. The record is from the annotation of a GenBank genome assembly.